AUGCUCAUACCAGUGAUUCUCCAGCCAAGUAUGAUUUUGAGUGAGGUUAUCCCGCUUCACAUAUCGAUCCGUCCCAACGAGGAUGCUAUUGUCUUCAAUUCCCUAAUCAGGGACAAGUGGGAUCAUGAAGAAAGAAGUAGGCUUCCUUUUGAAAUUCAAUCUUUGGUUUUGAUCGAUGUGAAAUUCGAUUAUACUGGUUUUUUGGUUACAAUUAAUGAUGAGUGGCUGAAAAUGUAUGAGUACCGGUACCCAGUAACAUCAGCGAACUUUCUAACCAUCAAAGGUGACUGUUCGAUGCGCUCGGUUUCCAUAUUUGAGGAGAAGGGAGAGGAGACAAUAAAAGCAGCCGAAUACCAGCAGCAGGAGACGGAGGAAACGGAAAAAGAAGAGAGAGAAGAAAAAGAUGAGAGAGCGGAUGAAAGUGAGAACAAAUAA
This is a messenger RNA of Caenorhabditis remanei, 435 nucleotides long. RefSeq lists its product as uncharacterized. The transcript is spliced from 3 exons. Bases 1 to 435 code for a protein of 144 amino acids. Gene Ontology annotation, molecular function: carbohydrate binding. The record is from RefSeq and is a predicted model, not a curated record. Lineage: Eukaryota; Metazoa; Nematoda; Chromadorea; Rhabditida; Rhabditidae.